CCCUUUCUCUGCUGACUCUGUCCUACUUUAUAUGAUGAUCAGCCGCAGCGCCCCCUGGGGUAUGGGAAAAUGUCCUACCCUGUCACUGCUGUCAUGGCAUAAAAACCUCAGCAUAAUCCUUAUAUACAGAGAGGAGGGGAGACGGCGGGCACAUAUCCGUGACACUUUAUCUCUGAAUACAUAGAAAAAGGGCGUAGACACCGAAACACAGGUAUAAGGGCGCACAAAGUGCCCAGAGGCAGAAAGGGCGCACACCUGGAACGAUGUGGGCUGGUCAGGAUUACCACACACUUCGUACUCUCUGCUUGGAGAAGGGACAACUUUUUGAGGACCCCAAGUUUCCCCAGGAUGUUUCUGACCCUAAGAUUGAGUGGAAAAGACCCCCUGAUUUCUGCUCCAAUCCCAAAUUCAUUGAGAGUGGAUCCAGCAGCACCGAUGUUUGUCAAGGAGAGCUAGGUGACUGCUGGCUACUGUCCACCCUCUCGUCUCUCACACUCCACCCCUCUCUCUUCUCACGAGUGGUCCCGGCCAAUCAGAGCUUCUGCCCCAGUGAUGGUUACUGUGGAAUCUUCCACUUUAAGUUGUGGCAGUUUGGUGAAUGGUUCGAUGUGGUGAUUGACGACAAACUCCCAACCAGGAACGGGCGACUUGUGUACACGAGGAGCGAUACUCAGGUGGAGCUAUGGAGUGCGCUGCUGGAGAAAGCCUACGCCAAGGUGUGUGGAGGAUAUUCUGCCCUGCAGGGUGGGACCAUCCCAGAGACGUUGGAAGAUUUCACCGGGGGGAUCGCGGAGAGUGUGAGUCUCAGCAGAUACACCUCAGAGGAGAUCUGGGAGAUGGUCCUUGAUGCUGAGAACAAGAAAUCCCUCAUGGCAUGCUACAUCCAGGUUUCGGAUCCCGCUGAUGUUGGACGUGUGGAUGAGGAAGGCUUAGUGUUGGGACAUGCAUACUCAGUUUUAGGAGCCAAGGAGGUGUUGCUUGACUCCGAGGAGGUGACACUCAUCAGGCUGAGGAAUCCUUGGGGCUUCACUGAGUAUAAGGGCCCCUGGAGUGACAAAUCCUCGGAGUGGACGUCGGUGUCAGAUGUGGAGCGGAAAGCAUUGAACAUCCAGAAAGAAGACGGCGAGUUCUGGAUGCUCUGUGAGGAUUUCUGCAGCUUCUUUUCGUGGAUUGUCAUUUGCACCACAAGCGUGGAAUCACCUCAGCGUCAUGUGACUGUCCUGCAGGGCCGCUGGGAAAGUGGGGUCAGUGCAGGAGGAGGACGAAGGCUUAAAUCGUUCUUUACCAACUCACAAUUCCGUCUCCGCGUGGGCGGUGCUUCUGAUCAAGAGGUGGAGUCUGCCACUGAGCCGGGGACUGAGGAGCGCUGGACAGUGUUACUGGAGCUGCUGCAGACGGACAGAAAAACCACAAAACUCCACAUUGCAUGUCACAUGUACAAGGUUCCUGAAAUGCUGGUUUCUCGUCCACGUCUUGAUCGCGGAUUCUUCACAAGGAGCCGCCCAGUGUGUGACACAGGUGACCCACAAAACAGCCGCGGUGUGACAAUGAGGGCAUCUCUGACCCCGGGAGAAUACGUUAUUGUGCCGUCCACAUAUGACGCAAACCAGGAGGGAAACUUUUAUAUCAGAGUAUAUUGUGAGAAAGGAACUGACAACAGGAUUUACUGAAACCUGACAAUAAGAGAGACCACACAAAUCUUCUAAAUAUUUAUAUUCUGGUCAUAAAUAUUCUGGAGAUGCACCUUCACCGCAGGGGGAGACCAAGACAACAUGAUCCAGAGCUCCUGUGCCCCAGGUGGAGGAGACAUGACACAUACACAGAAUGAUGUCACAUUGUAAAUCUAUCAAUCCUGACUAUUGUCUUUUGCUGUCAGUACAGUAAAAUUAAAAGUUUUUAAAAACUGAUUGUCAUUGAGAUUUCUGUGUGACUUAUCUGCAAUAUCUCUUACCUGCAUAUAUACCAUUUGUGUCUUUAAUGGAUAAAUCCUAUAUAAUGAGGGUUCAUUACCUGAGUAAAACAUUCAGUUCACCGCCAUAGACUUGUAUCUACAUACCCUGACCAGAGUGGCUUGUUAUUAACAGUACCCUUACCUGGCACAGGGCAACUGGAAAUGUUCUGAAACAGAUACCCAACUCCCUUACCCCAAAUAUUACAAACCUGUCACUGAUCAAAUACAUCAUAAAUGACCUUACACUGCUGAGCCACUGUGUACAUACAUUACAUUACUUAUCCUGUACUGAUUCUGAGUUAUAUCCUGUA
This is a messenger RNA of Hyla sarda, 2262 nucleotides long. RefSeq names its product calpain-1 catalytic subunit-like. The coding region runs from base 264 to 1670 and encodes 468 amino acids. Gene Ontology annotation, biological process: proteolysis; negative regulation of apoptotic process. NCBI's taxonomy places the organism in Eukaryota, Metazoa, Chordata, Amphibia, Anura, Hylidae. The transcript has 14 exons. Gene Ontology annotation, cellular component: cytoplasm. Gene Ontology annotation, molecular function: calcium-dependent cysteine-type endopeptidase activity. The record is from RefSeq and is a predicted model, not a curated record.